Molecule: messenger RNA, 763 nt
Organism: Dissoconium aciculare CBS 342.82
Lineage: Eukaryota; Fungi; Ascomycota; Dothideomycetes; Mycosphaerellales; Dissoconiaceae
Exons: 1
Coding region: 126-629 (167 amino acids)
Source: RefSeq, a predicted model, not a curated record
UAGGCACUGACGGAUGAUACUGAUGAUGCGGUUCAGAUUCAUGAUGUAUUUAUUGUAUUUAUUGUAAAGGGUAUACACUCCGGUGCAUGAUACUUUUGCUGUCUGGGAUCGUGUGCACAUAGCCAAUGCACAGAUUGGAUCCGCGCAUUUGCAUACCUUUUGCCAUCAUACAGGUAGCAAUAGACGCGUUUCAUUUUAUGUUCGUCUUCCCCGGAGGAGCAGUCUGCGGGCAGGGUGACGCGUAUCGAUGGACCGACCACAACUGCCCAUUCCCUUUUUCUGUAUCAGGCGGAAUCUGGCGUAAGCGAUCAAACAACGUCGCGGAGAGACAUCUCACCCUGUGCAGAGUACAAUCAAAUCGCGAAGUAGGACCGCAAUGCAUUGUUGUCACUUUGGCACCGCGUGCCUUGCUCUUGCUGCCAACACGUGAAUCAGAUGUCAAGUCCACCCGGGCAAGGUGGGAUGAGGCUCAAUCCAGGGUCAGAUUGGAAGAUGAGCCAUUUGCGGCGUGGUUCGCCCUGGCAUUUUAUUUCGAAGCGGCUGAAGCUAGCUGUUCCGCCCACGCCCUCGUCGUCUGGGCAUGUUUGAUGGGGGUUGUCAAUGAUAUGGGCAUGCGCCGCCAUACAUGAAUGGUCCUAGACGCCGUCCAUGACAAAGGGGUUUCACUUAUCUUAUCAUCACUACAGGUAGGAGUUGCGACGCCUUCCGUUCGUGAGACCAAAGCAGCGCCUCCCAUUUCAUGCGACCUCUCCGACCAAUUCUC